Molecule: messenger RNA, 1371 nt
Organism: Glarea lozoyensis ATCC 20868
Lineage: Eukaryota; Fungi; Ascomycota; Leotiomycetes; Helotiales; Helotiaceae
Exons: 1
Coding region: 1-1371 (456 amino acids)
Source: RefSeq, a predicted model, not a curated record
AUGUAUCAUUUUUUAACAAGCUUGUUCGCAACUCUAGCUCUGCAGAGUUUGAGAGAAGUCGAUCCAUUCCCUCGGGCAAUUAAAACCCUCAUCAAAAUCUUCAUCAAAUACAGGCCGUCAAAACUCGUUGGCUCAAGGCGCGUCGAGCCCGCUUCCACUGCUUUUACUGCUCUCGCUCUCGGUGCCGGCACAACAAGCUAUCAGUUUCAUAGCUUUGAUGGAUACGAAUCGGACACGGAAAUGCAGAAAUACCCCAGUAUUGGAGCAGUCCUUGGAAGCAUGAGGCCCAGGGGUUUAUUUACUGCGGUUGUUCUUGAAAAUGCACUGACAUCGUGUGUAGGUAUGCCGAGCGGCAAGACAACCCCACAUCAGUUCAUAGCCUCACAUGUCAAGGACCACGAAAACUGCAUUGUUACCAAUGGUGGCUUUUUCGUUACCGGAUGCGAUGAGAUUCUCCGCCCUGACUAUGAUGGCUUGGUGGUGGAUUCUUCUGAAAUCAUGUUUCACUCGGUUGGGUCAACAUCUGUCUCCAAAAAUUCCGUUCCUGUACCAGGAGUAUACAAGGAUCUCUACUCCAGGCUGGAAGGCGAUGACGGUAGUUUCCUGACAAGCGGCCCUGAUCUAAGGAUACCAUUAGAUGACAGCAGUCCUGACUACAAGAGAGCAAACCAAAAGUCCAACCGCUUGCAUUAUUUCUCACCAACCUGCGACGGAGGAGGUGUUGGCGUUCGAAGCGUCGUCUGGGACGAACAAGUCAAAUACGACCAACGAAUCCACGAUCUCAUGAACGGACCCGUGAAUGUAGGACUUCAAAUCGACAUCGAAGCCGCUGACCGACUCGGAAGACAGCCUUUCACAACCAAAAAGGUCACUUGGUGCGAGGGAGCUGCAGGUCCAAUGACCUGUGGUAACACCCAUCUGGUUGGAAAGAGAACUCAAUUGCAGGCUAUCAAGCCGGUCCGUGUCGCAACCGAUGGGACAAACGAAUAUAUCAGAAGCGUCUUCGCCCACGUUCCUGGCGGCAUUGCCACUGCUAACCAACCAAACGAAAGAUUGGUCUUAGUAACAAUCGGCGAUGGCACAAGGGUCGUUUGCUCUUACACGUCAAGCAGAGACGACGGGCUUAGGAUGAACGAGAUAAGGGACGUUAUCGAUACGUUCCUGUGUAACUUUCUAUGUUUAGGUAUCGCUGACGUUGAACAGGCUCUAAACUUGGACGGCGGCGGCAGUGUCUUUGUCGGCUGGGUCAAGAACGGUAAGCUCAAGGUUCUCGCUUCAGGCGGGCUUGAUAGGCAAGUUCCUGGUGCCAAAGAUGCUACCGGAAUGUGGUUUCGAGAUGUGACUACUAUGGUCAAACAUGUUAUAUGUUGA